Molecule: messenger RNA, 1767 nt
Organism: Mucor mucedo
Lineage: Eukaryota; Fungi; Mucoromycota; Mucoromycetes; Mucorales; Mucoraceae
Product: coth protein-domain-containing protein
Exons: 2
Coding region: 1-1758 (585 amino acids)
Source: RefSeq, a predicted model, not a curated record
AUGGUUUCUGCUAAAAUUUUACCUGCCUUCUUAAGUCUUUUCGCUCUUGCAAGCGCACAAUUGGAAAACAAUGUCAUUGAGUAUAAUGUCAUCAAUUUAUUAAACGAUACACAUACUAUGGGUGUUAUCGUAGACAAUGUAACAUAUCCUUUGUCUUUUGAUUCAAAAGUAACCAAUAUACUUUACAACGGUAAAGCACCUGUUGCUAAGAACGGUUACCAAUACGCCAAGAUUUCUAAGGAAGACAACAGCACCGAGGCAGAGCCGUUCGUUCGUCAACCCACUCAUGAAAGUACACUCAAUGAAUUUUAUAAUCGUACAUGGAAUACGCAGAAUGUGUCUCAGCUUCCUGUCGUUUUUGAGCCUUUGAAGGCUAUCAAUCGUGCUCAAUCCGAUUUGCACAGAGAAGGUGAAAUUCCAACUAUUCACUUAGUGGCCAACCAAACUGCUAUCGAUUUGAUGCACAACAGCAAUUCUACCGAAGAUUACAAGAUUGACACCAAUAUGACAUACAUCACUUUGAACAACACACAAUCUUAUGAAGCUGCCGAAAUCUCCUUAGCUGGUCGUAGUUCUCGUUGGAUGACUAAACUCUCUUAUAACAUCAAGUUGGCAAAGAAGGACCGAAUCGGGGAGUUUAGAAGAGUCAAACUCAGAGCCAUGGAUACGGAUCCUUCAUAUAUCCGUGAGCAACUUGCUUACGAUGUCAUCAAAUCCACCGGUCUUCUCUCUUCUGAAUUCUCUUUUGUUCGUGUUUUCUUGAAUAAUCAAGCACUUGGUCUCUUUGGUAUUAUUGAAACAUUCCACGACCCUUGGUUGGCCAAUUCCUUUGCUGGCGGUGAUAAGAAAUACAAGAACGGAAACUUAUACCAAGGUGUCUUUCAAAAUGCUCAAUCCUCUGCAAUGAAUCGCACUUCAGAUUUGAGCUACUAUAACAACAUCACAGCAUACGCAGAUGGCCAGUACAAGAUCAAGGUUGAAGCUUCCAAAGGAAAGUCCGAAGACUACACGCCAUUGAUGGAAUUUACCAAGUUUAUUGAUACCGCACCUACCACUAGUUCCGACGCUGUUGCCGCAUGGAAUGAAAAGCUUGAUACCGACAGCUUCCUUCGUAGUAUGGCACUUGAAGUAAUUAUGGGGUACUCUGACGGUUACUUUACCAUGGUCGAUAACUAUUAUCUGUAUCAAAAUUUGGAUACUGGAAAGUUCUUUUAUAUCUCCUCUGACAUGGAUCUUACUCUGGGUUCUUGCAUGUUUAAAUUAGACGACAUGUGGAGUGGAAACUACACGACUUUCCCUGGUUUGGCUACCCGUCCUUUAAUGAAGAAGAUUUUGCAAGUACCCGAAUUCAAGCAACAAUAUGAAGAGUUACUGGUCAAUAUCACCCAAAAGUUGGUUAAUCCUGUCGUAAUGAAUGAUCGUAUUAAUGGUCUUGUGGCUAUGACUAAGGAAGAUGUCGCUUGGGACAAGACAUUACCUCGUGUCGGUAAAGAUGUUUUCGGUGCAUUAGGGGCUGCUAUGAGUAACUCUAGCGACAUGAGUUCUAUGGAAUCAUCUGAUAUUGGAAAUGUGAUUGGUGACUUCCCUCCCAACAUGGAUAUGGAAGUCUUGCUCGAUUUCGGAACAAGAAUGAGCACUAACUUGACACAGCAGGAUGCAGUCAAUGGUCCUACUGGUUACAAAUCUUUAUCUGGUGUUAAAGAAUGGAUCAAGAACCAAAGUGGCGCCAUCACGAAAUUUUAUAAUAGUACUUCUUAAAUAAUCUUA